UUCCAUCGCUGUAUAAUUAUUUUUGAAUGAUAGUGUCUCUGUCAUUGCCACUCCUCUUCGCACCCCGAUCGCCCACAUACUACAUAUUUUUUUUCCUUUUAAUUUGAGUAAAGUACUUUAGUUGUUUCGUCUCGUUCUUCUGGCAUGUCCUUGUCAAGUCGCAUUUUACGACCGUUUAUUGCUGGUAAAUUCAUAGACACCCGAGCUGGUCUUUACCAGCUGCUGGACCCUCGAACAGCCGAGGCUUCUGAGUCUUUAAUGGAGGCUACACCUGAGCAUGUGGAUUUGGCAGUUCGAAAUGCACAUCGGUCUGAGCAAUGGCAAAGUUCGCCAAAGACUCGACGUGAUGCUCUGCAUCGGUAUGCUGCCAUGUUGGAGAAUCAUACAGAGGCGUUGGUGCAGGCUGAGCAAAUUCAGACGGGCAAGCCGUUUGCAGACGCUUUGAGUGACGUACAGGAAGCCAUCGAGUGCUUUCGCUAUUUCGCCGGAUACGCCCAGACGCUGACUGGAUCGGCCAUCGACACCGAAGACAAACUUAUGGCUGCCACGCUUCGUGAGCCGAAAGGCGUGGUAGGCAUCAUCACCAGCUUCAAUUACCCUGUCUCUCUCUCGGCUUGGAAGCUUGCCCCGGCUCUGGCAGUUGGCAACUCUGUGAUCGUCAAACCUGCUCGACAAACUCCUCUAACCGCCCUCAUCAUGGCUGACCUUGGGCGCGACAUCUUCCCAGAGGGUGUUAUGAGCGUGGUGCCGGGAGGCCCCGAGGUCGGUCAAAGCCUAACAUCUCAUCAAGGUGUAGCGCAUGUCUCGUUUACGGGAAGCACGCAUGUUGGGCAAAAGGUCAUGCAGGAUGCAGCGGCGAGUAACCUCAAGAGCGUCACCUUAGAGUGUGGAGGCAAAAAUGCUGUAGUGGUGUUGAAAGACGCUGAUAUUGAUUUGGUCGCCAAAAGCGUAGUAGGGGGAGCUUUCUCCAAUGCUGGACAAAACUGCUGCGCUAGUUCUCGUCUGAUGAUUCACCACGACAUUCAUGAUCGUGUGGUCGAUCAAAUUCUCGACCGAACAAGUAGGCUUCAGCGAGAUGUUGAUUUGGGCCCUCUUAUCGACAAGGCUCAGUACGAUCGAGUGUUGGGCUACAUUGACCGUGCUACCGAAUCUCUCGUCCUUGGAGGCAGACCAUGGAGCUCCAAAGGCUAUUACGUCUCUCCAACCAUAUAUACCCAUGUCAGUGACCAGUCGGCACUUGCCACAGACGAGAUAUUUGGACCGGUACUGGCUGUUUUAGAACCAUUUGAUGAUCCAGCACACGCUGUUCAAAGAGUGAAUAGCUCUCCUUAUGGAUUAGCCAGUGGCAUUUUUUCACGCGACACAGCUCUAGCACAGCGAAUUGCUCGAAGUAUUCAGACUGGUAUUGUAUGGAUCAACACCUACAACUAUCUACCCAUGAGCGUUCCAUUUGGUGGCGCAAAAAUGUCUGGCAUAGGCAAAGAUCUCGGCCGUGAAGCCAUGGAUGAGUUUACAUUCAUCAAAAGCAUUUUAACUCCCUUUUAAAUACAUGUAUAUUUUUUUUUUUACCCUGUAACCUACAUCAUUAGACAGUGGCAGUCGUAAAUGAAAUCAAAUAAUGCAAAGAAAAGGGAGGACCUUUUGAGUUUCACGGCUUGGAAACG
Messenger RNA from Umbelopsis ramanniana AG, 1664 nucleotides. RefSeq lists its product as uncharacterized. The record is from RefSeq and is a predicted model, not a curated record. Bases 145 to 1545 code for a protein of 466 amino acids. Gene Ontology annotation, molecular function: aldehyde dehydrogenase (NAD+) activity. NCBI's taxonomy places the organism in Eukaryota, Fungi, Mucoromycota, Umbelopsidomycetes, Umbelopsidales, Umbelopsidaceae. The transcript has a single exon.